This is a messenger RNA of Cryptotermes secundus, 3516 nucleotides long. RefSeq names its product protein deltex (gene dx). Gene Ontology annotation, molecular function: ubiquitin protein ligase activity; zinc ion binding. NCBI's taxonomy places the organism in Eukaryota, Metazoa, Arthropoda, Insecta, Blattodea, Kalotermitidae. The transcript is spliced from 8 exons. Gene Ontology annotation, biological process: Notch signaling pathway; protein ubiquitination. The coding region runs from base 360 to 2231 and encodes 623 amino acids. The record is from RefSeq and is a predicted model, not a curated record. Gene Ontology annotation, cellular component: nucleoplasm.
GAAACCAAUUGGUAUGCCUGCAAAUUUAAGUAAACAAGUGUUGAACUCGCUGCCACCUGUACAGAAAUUUGACAGUUUGUGUGUAAUAAUGGUUUUUUUUUGGUUUGAGAGUUUAGAGAUUUGGGUGCGAAAUGGUUGUGCGUUUGUAUACAGUUACUUUAUAUUUUAAAUGUGCUGGGUUCAUAAACGUAUAACACAUUUUUGUAGUGUGUGGCUAAUCAGUAAUUAUCUUGAAAUGCGUUAAAUUCAUAUGUCCGUCAGUGAGAUUAGUGAAUAUACGGAAGGACUGUAGUAUUCGUACCAGAAUUAAUAAUGCCAAAGUUAUUCUUUAAUUGGGUUGUUUUCAUGGAGUGAAAAAAAUGUCCGGACAUGCAGUAGUGGUGUGGGAAUGGGAAAAUCGACAAGGGCGGUGGCGGCCCUAUAGUCCAGAAGUGUCACAACUCCUGGAGAGGGCUCAUUGUAAGAAGCUGACGCGCGUGAUUUUGAGUGAUGCAGAUCCGUUACUGGAGAAAUACUAUAUUAAUCUGAAGACAAAAACGCAGUGCUCGGAAGAUGAUAGUGUUCCACACAAUGUUCGAAGAAAGUGCUACCUGCCAGAUUCACCUGCAGGUAAAGGGGCUAAAUGGGAAUGGGCAGGAGAUGUCCCUGGGGAUUGGCAUACUUAUGAUAUGGAGAUUCAGUGUCUCAUUGAGGAAGCAUGGGCAAGGGGAGACCAGACAACUGAUGUAAGUAAGACAAACCCGGCCUUUCCAUACAUCAUCAACUUCUGCAAUUUGACACAGGUGCGCAACAAUACAGGUUAUGUGCGUAGUAUUCGCCGUGUCCAGCAGGCUCCUUACCCCCUUAUCAAAGCACAGCCUGAAGAAUUGCAGAGUGUUAUAGCAGGCCGCAGGUCAGCACAGUCUCCAGGAGUCAGGGACAACUCGGGACACAACCAUAAAGGACUUAAUGUGCAGCUACCUCCAACUGGGCUCUCAGGAGGUAGUAAGAAAUCCAGUAGUGCAGGGGGAAAUAAGAAAACCAAUAACAAGAAAGCAUCAAAAAGCUUAUCAUCUAAUGGAGAUAACAUAAACACUGCGGCAGGAAACAUUGCUCGAACCAUCCUGAGUAACCUCAAUAUUUUUGGCAACAAAGGAAGUAAUAGUGCCAGUAAUAGCAGUAACAGUGGAGUACCAGUCAGUGCAGCACCAGUACCUCGUAUUUCAGUAGCGGCAGUGCCAAAAACAAUUGGCAGCACAGUAAAACACAAUGGAAUCAAUGAUUCUGUUUUGGAUGCAGACUCCAGCAGCACUAAGAGUGGUCGUAGGCCUAGUGUUGAUACAGUUUCGACGUACCUCAGUCAUGAGUCCAAGGACAGUGGGCUGCGAACUUCCCAGGGUAACUUGCUAGACUACAGUGGAAGCAGCGAAGAUGUGUUUGAGCCACCGUCUUGUGAUGGCAGCAGUGCAUUAGGAGGCAGGAGGAAACCCACGAGCAAGUGUUACAAUAUGUCAGUGCCACAACAACCUCUAGCAUGUGGCUCUAUUGUGGGAGUUGAUGCUGCCAGUGCUGGUAUUUCACGAUUUGUUCUAGUUGUAACAGCAUCAGAGAUAAAACGGGACAGUCCAUGCCCAAUAUGCCUCCAAGAUAUGAGUCCAGGUUCUCCCAUGGUGGUUGCUUUGACACGCUGCUUACACCAGCUUCACUUAGACUGCCUGAAUUCCAUGUUGUCUAGCCAGCCCUCCACCAACAAGAGCCUCUACAUACAGUGUCCUACAUGCAUGACAAUCUAUGGGGAGAAGACUGGCAAUCAGCCACAUGGCACCAUGUGCUGGACAACCCUACCUCAUUCCCUGCCAGGAUACCAUGGGACUAACACGCUGCAAAUAACUUAUAACAUUGCUUCUGGCAUACAAGGUCCGGAACACCCAAACCCUGGGAGGCCAUACUAUGCUGUGGGAUUCCCCCGAGUCUGCUACUUGCCUGAUACAGAGAAAGGUCGCAAAGUUCUGAAGUUGCUGUCCAUUGCCUUUGAACGCCGUCUUGUGUUUACUGUAGGCCGCUCUGUAACCACAGGUCGUGAAGAUGUGGUCACAUGGAAUGAGAUACAUCACAAAACAGAGCCAGGAGUAUCUAACACUGGCCAUGGCUUUCCUGACUCAAGCUUCUUGGAUCGAUGCUUGGCUGAGUUAGCAGCUCAGGGCGUCACUGCAACUCAGGAAGAAGGGGCUCUCUACCAAGAGCUGUGCUAGUUACAGCCCGGUAUUAGCACUGAAUUUGUUCAUAUGUUUCUGGUGGGACUAUGCAGUUCGUGAAGGAGUUUUGUGCAAAGAUUUUGCCAGUUAAACGUUAUGGAUUUACAGAUGCCUCAUAAACUACAGCCAUGCCAGUAGUUGAACUGUAUCCAUUGUUCCAGCUAACUUUACAUUUGGGAUCAUGUCUUGAAUAGUAGUGGCUGGUUUAUGUAGGUAUCUGGGAGAUUGGUGGUAUGUUAUUGGUUAGUGUAUCAGCUUCCAACCCAGUUGCUGGCCAGUGACUAGUUGACUCUGGAGACAUAGAAGAAGAUUGUCUCCUGUGAAGUAGUUGUCUUAACAUGUUGCUGAGUUUCUGUAUUAAUGUUUUCAGUGAUUUGCAUGUUGAUAUGAUAGCCACAAGGGAUGCUUGUGAAAUAAUGAAAAAAUUAUCAACAAAUGAGGUGAAUACAGGUUGAGCAACAUCAUGGGGCAGCUGUAUGUUACACAAGAGAGUUGUUUUUCAUUACUCUAGAGUCAGCUUGUCAUUGUGAGGUAUCUAGUUCAGGACAUUAGUCAUUCGCAUGUCACUGCUCAUUUCCCACAUUCCUAUACACUUUAAUGUACUGACUCUUUUAGACAUUCACCCUGGUGAUGACAAGAGUAGUUUUUGCCAAAUUCAGGAUGCAGCUCAGCCAGCAAUGUAAAAUCUGAUGUGAUGCCUCACAUACCAGUCACAAAGGCCUGCUGUUAAGAAUAACAUCUUUACUCUACUCUCUGCAUAUAUUUUUUUCACGUUUCAAGGCUGUGUGAGUUUUGCUAAUUAUGGUACCUGUAAUGUUUACUGCAAGGCCCUGUGUAACAUUUCAUAACAAAAUGAUUUUUUUAUGGUAGGAAGUGUUAGCCCCACACUCAGCCUCAAAGCUGGAGGACCAUCCAUUGUCAGCUGUUCAUGACUGCUUUUUCAAUAUAUUUUCAGCUAUCCACAGUAUCAGGAGGACGUGUCAUUUCAUGGUGACAAGGGACGCACUAAACAUUAAGUAACAUAACGUAACAUGACGUGACAGCAUGACUUUAAGAGGAUGGAGUGGUAUGGGCUGGAUUAAUCAGGUUCCAUACAAUUUGGGGAAAUUUUUGGGUAGCUGAGUGGUGGCUUUACAAGAAGGAUUCAGCUCCAUGGAGUUAGUUAGCUACUUAAUAAUCUUUUUUUCAAAUAGAAACCAAGGUUUGUAUGCCAUGUAGUCUGGUAGAAGCUUCUUGCUUGUUUCUUCCUUGGCAUACUUUACAACCCCAAAGGUGGAGGCAG